AUGAGGAGGCACAGCGAGGCAGACAUGGAGGAGCAGGUCCAGGAGCUGAAGACCAUCACUCAGCUCCAGGAGCAAUGUCGGUCGCUCCAGAUGCAAGGGGUGAAAGAGAAAACGACCCAGAACAAGGUGACGCUGGCCCUCCUGCGCAGCAACAUCCGCCGCGGGGCCCAGGACUGGGCUUUGGCCAAGAAGUACGACCAGUGGACCAUCUCCAGGGCCUGCGGGGAGGACGCGCCCAUGCGGCUGGCGCACUGCCGCAGCACUGUGGAGGCGGCGCGGGAGAAGCUGCGCAAGCACGUGUUCGACCGCGUGAACGCGCACAACGCGCUGGCCCACGUGGCGCGGCGGCGCGGGCAGCGGCUGGAGAGCCUGCAGCUGGAGCUGGCCCGCCUGCGGAGCCUGCCCGACGCCACCAAGGAGCAGCUGCGGCAGCGGCAGAUGAUCCGCCAGCUGGAGAACAGCAUCGAAAAGACGACGGUCAAGAUCACCACGAGCCAGAAAAUCCACCUGCUGUACGUGGACCUGCUGGAUUACCUGAAGAAAGUGCUGGAAGGAUAUCCCACAGAGUUGGACAAGCUGCAGAACCUCGUGUCUGACUACUGCUCAGAGCUGUCAGAUAUGACAGUCAUGUCCCAAGACGCCAUGAUGAUUACAGAUGAGGUCAAGAGGAACAUGAGGCAAGGGGAGGCGACCUUCAUCGAGGAGCGCAGGGCGCGGGAGAAUCGGCUCAACCAGCAGAAGAAGCUCAUCGACAGGAUCCGCACCAAGGAGACCAGCGAGAAGUACCGCCGGGGCCACACGGACUUGGACUUCCCCACCAAUCUGAUGGGCUCGGAAAUCAUGAGAGUGAGGAAAAAAGAGACCUCCAGAACCGAUAUUGAAUACCAGACAGAUGUGACUGCUUUUGUGGAGAAGGUCAAGUCUGCUGUGCGGUGCUCUCACCUCUGGGACAUCACCGGCCAGUUCCUGGCCCAGAGGAACACCGAGAAGAACUUGGAGCUGCAGAUGGAGGACUGUGAGGAGAGGCGGGUGCAGCUGGAGGCCCUGAUGAAGAAGCUGGAACUUGAGGACGCAAUGCUCAAGUUCCACCAGAGGCCCAGCUCCAUCAGCUUUCCGUCCAUUGAGGAGAAGAUAAAGGACAUGCUGAAAGAGGAAGAAGAAAGGCUGCAGCUGGCCUACACCAACAUGACCAAGAGCCAGCAGCUGCUGCUGACCAUCCAGACGGGCAUCGACAACCUCUACAUCCGGCUGAUCGGCGUCUCCUUGCCCAGGGCCCAGAAAGAAGUGGCACCUUCCGACACCACUGAUCUGUACAGCAAGCUGGCAUACUGUGAGGGGAAGCUCAUGUGCUUGGCCGACAGAGUGCAGGCAAUGUCCAGGACUGAGGAGGUCCACACGAAGGUGAGUGACGCCCUGGAGUCCUCGACUCUGAAGGAGCAGCACAACACCAGGAUCAGCUUUGAGGACCUGGAGGAGGACAUGAUAGAAACCUUCCAGUUCGCUGACGUGGACCACAGCUACGUCCCUUCGCGGGCCGAGAUCAAGAAGCAGGCCCAGCGGCUGAUGGAAGGGAAGCUCAGGGCGGCCAGGAAGAAGAAGUAG
Molecule: messenger RNA, 1602 nt
Organism: Cynocephalus volans (Philippine flying lemur)
Lineage: Eukaryota; Metazoa; Chordata; Mammalia; Dermoptera; Cynocephalidae
Gene: CCDC183
Product: coiled-coil domain containing 183
Exons: 14
Coding region: 1-1602 (533 amino acids)
Source: RefSeq, a predicted model, not a curated record